This is a messenger RNA of Cercopithifilaria johnstoni, 939 nucleotides long. The record is from the annotation of a GenBank genome assembly. Lineage: Eukaryota; Metazoa; Nematoda; Chromadorea; Rhabditida; Onchocercidae.
AUGGUUAGAAAGAGAAAUGAUCAUUUUUGUGCCCCAACUAGUUCAGAUCCGUCAUACUGGAACCAAAACCGUCGAGAAAAUCUGUAUCCAAACUUGGAACGCUUAAGGAAGGAUGAUUUCAACUACAAAGACGGUGACGAUAGUAAUGUAUCAGACGAAUCAGAUCAUAGAGAAUAUGAUGAUUUUGGAAGGAAUGCUAGCACUUCAUCAAUAUUGGCAAGAUUGGAAUGGAUUUGGAAUCUGUUUUCUUCAGAUAUAAUGAAACGGUUUUGUAUUAUCCUGUUCAGUGUCAUUAUUGUCGCAAUUGUUGUUUUCGUUCGUAAUUCGUUAAUCGAUUUUACAUACUCAAAUUCAAGCAGUGAAACUGUUUCAUUGAAGAAUUAUAAGCAGUGGAUAAAUGGCAUUUUGAAGGAAAACUUCACUAACGAAUACGAACAUGGUACUAAUACGAAAGCAGUAUUGCGACUUAUUGGUGAGAAAUGGGUCUAUCAGAAACCAAUCGAACCGUAUGUGGUAUUAAUUGCGGGUGUAAAGGCCGAUAUGUUAGCCGAUGCUCUUGGUGAUGUUUUUUCCAAUAUUACUGGAAAAGGCGAAAUUGACAGGAUAUUUUGUAAUGAGUAUAAACAACGGCAGUUAUUGGAAAGUGAAGUUUCGAAGUCAUUAUCGAAGUACAGUAAAUCAGUAGUUUUACACGGAAUCGACAGACUGCGAGGACAUGCUCCAUUAUAUUUGCACAGUUUAUCUGAUCCCGAUCAUUCGCCGUUUCGUUCUGCUCUCAUUCUACUGACUAUUAAUUUAUUCUUCGGUUCAUACCCCAGCUGUGAAGAUGAGAUAUCUAGUCACUUAUUAAAUAUAUGGGACUCUGAUUAUAUUGGUGAGGACCAAAUUCGACCAAUUCUUUCUCGGAUAUCUUCUUUCUUGAUAUGCUUGGAAGAUUGA